AUGUUAAGCGUUGGCAUGGCUGGCGCCAAUGCGUUCAAGGGACUUGUCAAUAAUUCAGGAUGGCAGGUUUGGGAUUCAGGAACUACCCCAUCACGAAGAAAUCCCUCGAUUUCGUCAGCCGCUAGUGGGAAUGAUCUCUCAGUGUCGCAGGGAGAUCAUAAUUUUCGCGGUAACUUUGGGGAAGGGUGGCCAGCAUCGCGGUCAACUAGCGGAGCUUGGGAUGAUGCUAACGGCGGGAGUCCUCAGAAAAAGGAAUUCGCUCAACUGGUUAGUCAUGAGCCGCCGUUGAAUCUACAUCAUCCCAAGCAAAGGCAGUCACAAUCGGCACCAUUUUCGGGUCCAAGAAUUGACGACCGAUCUUCUGGUUCGAAGAAAGGUCAAAUUUCUCCUCAGCGGUACGACGGUACUUUGGGCAAAGAUUCGAAUUCUUCUCGAUAUGCUUCUGCGACAUCGCCGACGAAAGCCUUCGUUGCAAGCAACUAUUCUGCCCAACCAAGUGCCCCCGCAGGGUUUGAUUCUAUGCAGAAGGCUUCAAGCGUAGAUGAUCUUUCAUUAACUCUUCGUAGUAUGGCUGUCGAAGAUGACUUCACUGUGCAGACUCGACAGCUCGGUGGCCCCUCCCAACCUGCUCCUAGCCAGCUGAGAGGCCCAAUAGCUAUGCCUCAAGGCCGUGGACCUUAUCCCUCGUUCCCUCAGCCUGACUACAGCGGCUUCUAUCCUAAUGCGGCCGGUAGAGACUCGUUUGUCGAAUAUCCUUAUGCAUACGGAGCUGCUCCAUCAGAUCCGUCGCUGUAUGCUUCCCCACAUUUGGCGAACACUGCUCCCACGAUUUUUCCUGGGCACCAGGCCUUCAAUGGCAUGGCUGAUAUUCGCCAGCAAUCCGCGAUGUUCUAUGACUACUCUGUGAACCGCCCGCCCGGGUCCCAUUUCUAUUAUCCGGCUCCCCAAGCUAUGAUGUACCCUCCCGCCCAUUCUCCUAUGAUACCCCCGCAAGUUCCCAAUAAUAAUCCGGAAACG
Messenger RNA from Guyanagaster necrorhizus, 1017 nucleotides. RefSeq lists its product as uncharacterized. NCBI's taxonomy places the organism in Eukaryota, Fungi, Basidiomycota, Agaricomycetes, Agaricales, Physalacriaceae. The record is from RefSeq and is a predicted model, not a curated record. The transcript has 4 exons. The annotation marks the transcript as partial.